Babesia microti strain RI is the source of this 519-nucleotide messenger RNA. RefSeq lists its product as hypothetical. The record is from RefSeq and is a predicted model, not a curated record. NCBI's taxonomy places the organism in Eukaryota, Apicomplexa, Aconoidasida, Piroplasmida, Babesiidae. The coding region runs from base 1 to 519 and encodes 172 amino acids. The transcript has 2 exons.
AUGGAUCGAGAAAUACAUAAAUUAAAUCAAUUGGUGUCCCUAAUGCCAUACCGUAACGACAAAAAUAGGACUGACGGUGUCAAUGUUGGGUCUGGUCUACCAUGCACAUCAUUGGAAGAGGUUAACUUAUUGACCAAAAUAAGUGAGUAUUUUGUCAAACUAACGGGUGAAGUUCUCAGUGAAAAUUUUCUGAACGGUGACUUGGGUAUUGGUGGCGUAAAACGUGUACGCAAAGAGGAUAGGUUUGACAGAAAUAUCCAUAUGGCCAGGUUGGAACUGAAGAAAUUGGACGCACAGAUAGAAAAGAGGAAAAGGGAGCUGCGUAAGAUUAAUGGACAAAUAAAGGCGGCAAAGAUGGAUAGAAUAUCACUACUAGGCCGCAUCACCUUGUACCAACAACAGCUCAUCCUAAUGGCACAGGCAAAGGAUGCCAUUGAAGCUAUUAAAAAGGAGAAGUUCGAUCAAGGUAGAGUUCUAGCGGAAUCUGAUGAUGUUGAGAUUUCAGAUUAUAUAGCUUAA